This is a messenger RNA of Diabrotica balteata, 2978 nucleotides long. NCBI's taxonomy places the organism in Eukaryota, Metazoa, Arthropoda, Insecta, Coleoptera, Chrysomelidae. The record is from the annotation of a GenBank genome assembly.
AUGUCUUUCAGUAAAGCAAAAAUCCAAAGAUUCAACGAUGUUAAGGCAUCUAUUGCCGCUGGCAAACAAAUAGCAGAAAAACCAAAGGUUAAACCAAAACCAGUAAUUCAACAACCAUGUGAUAUUAAACCAGAAAAAAACACAUCUGAUACUGCAUCCUCCCAGAGUGUACCAUGUUUUCGUACACCAAAUUUGUUGAAGAAAAAGUUAAAACUUACUGUGCCUCCCACAGAUACAACACCAAAACCCACAACACUUUUUCCGACUGAUCCUAAUAUUGAAGCAUUAAAGGAGAAAAUUGUGGAAUGUGAAAAUAAAGAUGCAUACAUUAAGGAUCUUACACAACAACUUGAAGAGUUUAAAGAUGCUAUCUGCAAGAUCCAAAGAGAGAAUGAACAUAUACAAAACGAAACAGAAAAACACCAAAGAAUGGUUGAAGAUUUGAGAAACAGUCAUCAACUACAUUUACAGAGUAUACAGACUGAAUUCCAUAAAAAGCUCAUAGAAACGCUUUCUAUAAAAGAGAAAAUUUCAGAUCAAUUAAUAGCUUUAAGGGAAGAUUUUAAAAAUUUCCAAACAUUUUAUGAAACUAAUGUACAAGAUUUAAAAAAUCACUGCACUGAAAUGCCAAUUUACUUCCAAAAAUAUUCAGACCAUUACCAGAUUCUCUUUGAACAAAAAGAAGCAGCAUUGCACCACCAAGAGAAUAUUGUGAAGAUGCUAGAGCGAAGUUCUAUUGACAUGCAAAAGAAACAUUCUCUUGAAAUAGAAAAGCUAAGAAAAGAACAACAGAUUGAAAUCCAAGACUUGGAAUUUGAACUGUUAAAGACAAUGACUGAAUUACAAAAGGAAAAGGAGACUAGUUCCAUACAAAUUAAGGAAAUGGAAGAAAUGAUGAAUAAUAAACUUCUUGAAAUGAGGGAAGUUUUUCAACAGGAUAAAGAGAACAUAAUACACAAUUCUCAACUUAAAAUAAAGGAGAUGGAAGAAACAUUAAAAUCAAACAGUAAUUGGGAAGACCAGAUGAACGAUAAGCUUCAUCAACUAGAAGUAGAGUGGAAAAACAAACUUAAUGAACAACAGAAGCAAUCAGAUGACAUUUUAAAGGAAUGUCAAACCAUAAGUGAAUACCAUAUUAUACAAUGUACAAUAGAGAAAAAUGCGGUUGUGUCUGAGUUAAAAGAAAAUGUAGAGGAAUUCAAGCAUGUCAAAAGUAAAUAUGAAGAGUUGACUAAUGAUUUUAAGAAACUGACAGCUACCUAUAAUGAACUGAAAACAGAACUAAAACUUAAAGAAAAACAAACAGAAGAAGUAAAAAAGAAGCUCCAAGCAGAAAUUGAACAAUACAGUAAAAAAUUAAAACAAACUUUAAACGAAAAGUCAGCAUAUGAGUACACAAUAAAAAAUUCGCAAGUUACCAUUGAAGUUCUUACGAAAAGACUAAUACAUUCCGAUAAAGACGUUGAACAACUUAAAGAAGAAUUAUCCGACUGCGAAAAGAAGCUUUUAGAGUAUGAACAGAAGAACCUUCAACUAACAGCUGACUUAAAGCAAGCACAAGUCUCAAAUGAGGAACUGGAAAUGCAGUUUGAGUCAACUAUCAAAAUAAACUGCAAAGACAUCGAGAAUAUGGGUAGUAAACUUAAUAAAGAAGUUGAUGACUACAAAAAGGAAGUUAUAAAAUACAAGCAACAAUUUACAAAUGAACAAAAUCUUAACAAAGAAAUUAUGCAGCAGAUGCAUGAUGCUUAUGAUAUGAUUAAUAGGCUAAAGAUGGAAUUGGAAGAUGCCGAGACUAUCUACAGUCAAUAUAAAUUUGAGAUUCAGCAAUCUCAAAACGAACUUGAAGACUAUCACAUGAGAGAAAUGGACUGGAAUAUCAUUAAAGACAAAUUAGAGUCUACUGUAAAGGAACUCGAAGAUCUUUUAACAUCUAAAAACCAUGAAAUCGCCGACUUAAAGAAAAAAGUUAGUUUAUUAGAACAGAAGUCAGAUUCGAUUUUGCAGUAUUCUGAUUACUACAAACAAAAAGUGAAGGAGUUAGAGUUGGAACAAGUUGAAACCAGCAAAAUACACAAAAAGUACAUUGAGUUAUCCGGAAAAUAUGAUUGUUUAUCAUUUAAGUAUGAAGAACUUGAAGGUGAGAACUUACAACACAAGAUGAGGUUGGUUAAGCUGUCUGAAAGGAAAGAUGAAGACGAUUGGAAGGUUAAAUAUGAUACACAAGUGACAGUUUGUAGUGAACUAGAACAGAAAAAUGCAAAACUGGAACAAGAACUCCAAAAACGUUUGAAGGAUGAAUCUACUUCCAAAUCGGAAUAUAUAAAAAUGAAGGUAGAACGAGAUGCAUUAUCGAUGAAAGUUCAGCAACUGGAGAAUGAAAUAUUACAGUUUACAUUAAAUGAAAAACCACGUACUCCCAAAACCUCCAAAAAGUUCAAAACUGAGGACCAAGACCCAAUGAAGUUAUUUAAGAAAAACAAACAUUCCAAAGAGGACAAGGAAAACAUAGGCAGUCCAAACAGAACACUUAAUUCCAGCAGGAUGGACUCUCCGCUGAGGGACAGAAAUUAAAAGAAAAAUAGGGAAGUUAUCCGGUUUUUAACAAAAAAAUUGGGUAAUAAAAAUAUCGGCUUAGCAGUGACUACGAAUAAUGUCAUUGAAUAUUGGUAAAGAUCUAUUUUAUAAAACUAUUAGUUUUCUUUUUGAAGUAGGGUAGUACAAGUGUCUUGAUAUACCUCUUUAGUGAAAAGUUUUUCACACAGCUUUUUAAAAACUACAACUAUGUGAAGAUAUAGAUAAGUUUAAAUCUACACAUUAAACCAAGCAACUGCUAUACUUUAUACUGUACAAGCAAUUCUAUUUUUAUUUAAAUUUAGUCGUUACAGACUAAAAAAGGCCUCAAGAAAAUUGUUUAACACAUAAUGGUUUUAAAAACAAUACAACAAUUGGUUUAAAAAGCAAUAUUUUUAUUACCC